GCUCCUUGACCAGGGCUCUUCUGAAGCGAGCGAGUUGAGCCUACCGAGCGUGAACGGGCGCAGCAGCGGUGAGUCGAAGAAAACGAUUGGCUUUUCAGAAGAGGUCGAGGUGCAAAGCCCCGAGCAGCCCUGCAGCCCAGCCACCGCCAGCAUGGACUUCCAGGAAACGGAGGAGUGGCAGGCGGAGGCCGGGAUCUCAUCUGUGGGCUGCAACCAGGCCCACGACACGACAUUUCCGCGGCCGAGUUCCGAUUCGCCUGGCCAGAUCGAUCGGAGCCGUGCCCUCUCCACAACUACUCGGGAAGUGAGCGAGAUGCAGGACCAGCUGCAGAUGGCCUCAAUUCGUCGCCGAUCCUUGCGGGUGAGCGCCGUCAUAAAUCAGUUGGAUCUGAACCUGGACGAGGACAAUUGGCACCGCGGCGUGAGCACAGGCAGUGUUUUGCUGCCUACCGAGGACUGGGUGCGCGAAAAACGGCCUUCCAAGGAUUGGGUGCGCGGCGUGAGCGUGGGAAGCAAAUCCGCCAGCCACUCCGGCUCCCCAACUGAGGAGCGGCAAAAGCGCAAGAAAGAGAAGAAGAAGACGCUCUUCGCCCAUGAGGGAGACGAGAAUCAGGAGAUGAAGGAACGUGCACGCACUCUUGCUGCGGCACGGGACAAAUCCGCGGCAGAGCACUCCUUCAGUGCCCAACUAGGCUCUCCGAUCACCAGAUUCGAGCGUCUUCGCUACCGGAUGCGUCGCUUCUUGGGAAGCCCGUCCUUCGAGGUCUUCGUCGGCUGUCUCGUUGCCUCCAAUGCGGUCAUAAUCGGCAUGGAGGCUUUCGAUUGCGUGAAGACCCCAGCCCAGCACAUGCCUAGCAGUGCGACAUGA
This is a messenger RNA of Symbiodinium sp. CCMP2456, 868 nucleotides long. NCBI's taxonomy places the organism in Eukaryota, Dinophyceae, Suessiales, Symbiodiniaceae. The record is from the annotation of a GenBank genome assembly.